Schistocerca cancellata (South American locust) is the source of this 2960-nucleotide messenger RNA. RefSeq lists its product as uncharacterized. Lineage: Eukaryota; Metazoa; Arthropoda; Insecta; Orthoptera; Acrididae. Bases 34 to 708 code for a protein of 224 amino acids. The record is from RefSeq and is a predicted model, not a curated record. The transcript has 4 exons.
GCGGCGUCAGUCCCAGGCGCUCAGUCCGCUGAGAUGCGCUCGCCGAGACGGGUCGGGCACGUGCCCCUAGCGCUGUUCCUGCUUUUGCUGCCACUGCCGUUGCUCGCCGCGGAGAAAGACGGCCCAGAGCUGUGGGAGUCCGGUGACGUUGGCGGCGCGAUGCACGUGGACGGUGACGCGGCCUCGUUCGAGCGCGUGGAGCUGCGCUGUGGUGCGGAUGCGAUGCACGUGCACGUGGCGACGACGCGCGACUUCCGCGGCGUGCUGUACACGCGCGGCUCUUUCCAUGAGCGCCAGCCCCCCUGCUUCCUGGACGCCGACGGCGGCACCCGCUUCUCCAUGCAGCUGCCGCUCGACGCCUGCAACGCGCUCAACGAGGGCGACGUGCGGUACCGCAACGUGGUGGUGCUGCAACACGACGACGAAUUCGUGGCCCCUGGGGACGCCGCCUUCACGCUGGAGUGCGACUUCAGCCAGCCCCGGUCGGUCGCCGUCGCCGCAGACCUCAGCCCCGACAGCGGCAGCUCCGCAGACGGGAAACCCGUGCAAGUGAGCUCACGGAUCAGUCUGGUGGACCCAGAUCCCGCGUCUGACAGCCACAGGCAGCGCCGUGCUGAUGUUGACAGCGACUCUGAUUCUGUGUCGCUCACACCUGACGAUGUGCUGCGCCGCCGACGACGAAACGCCUCCAGUAAGGAUGAGCUCUGACCCUGGGCCAAAACACUCAGAGCCCUUGGGCAGACUCCAUUCCAUUUUAAUGAGAUGUGGUGGGCUCCUGACUCAAAGGCAACAAUUAACUCUCGCAGGGCAUUUGGUGUGCAGCUAUCAAACACAUAAUGCAGAGUUCAACAUAAUUAAAAACAGAAUAUUUACAUACAAGCAGGCAAUCUGUAAUCAAAGAUGUUUAAUUGUUUCUACUUCCUAUAAAGCAGUAACUAAAUACACGUCAAGGACUGAGUCACAUGACUCAGUAAUGAGAGGAUUCAUUCGAUUCUUCAUAGCAGUGUUAAGGAUCAAUAGUCCUUCAUGUUUGCAUUUUCAGUCUCUGUAAAGUUCUUGCAGAAAGUCAUUUUCCUGCUUAGCCUGCAGUUUUAUUUUUGAAAUGAACAAUUUAUUUUGUUAUGCAGAAAUUACCCAGUUUCUCCCCCCUUGGGCACUAUCAACCUACACCAGAAUAAAAACUGUUGCUUACAACACAUUGUAUUUGACACUUAAAUGUGUGGAGAAAGAGCAAUAUGUGAUAGAGUUCAUAAUAAGAGCUAUGCACAAUCAUAGUAUGUGUGGGCACAAUCAUCACAGAUAAUAAGACCGUAAGUAAAAUGAAAAAAAGUGCAACCAUUAAGUAGGUUGUGUCACUCUGUGAGCAUAAAUAACACAUAAAAAUAAGUUAGCACAACUAUGAUGAUACACUUGUGAUACUAAAUUGGUCGACACGUAUCCUAUUUUAUUUUAACUCUGCUGAUUGGGGGUUUAUGGAGUCUCAACAUCUAAGGUCAUCUUCUACUGUCCAUCACAGUAUCAGUGUACCCAUGUAUCUGCAUCUACAGUAAAUGCUGUGUGCAAGUGUCAUAAAGUUUUUGAAAUGUGAAGUGGGAUGUAGGUACGAGUCUGUAUGCACCUAGUGGGUUGUGGGAAACCACCUAAAAGCCAUAUCCAGGCUGAUUGGCACGCUAGCCCUCAUCAUUAAUCUGUGGGCAGAUUCGAACCAUGGUCGUCACACCUUCCUGUGUCCCAGAAGUGGUCACUUUGAAAUAUAUUGCUAUCUAGGGUGGUUAUUUCAUUUUAAGAUGUUGAUCGUUUUACGUGUGUCUUCACUCUAAUAUUUACACUUAUGUAUCUUAAUAUGUUUAUAUAUUCUGUUCAACGAGCAAACCCAUAUUAUGGUUGACCUUUUAACAAUGUACAUAUAGUCUUCAAACGUAGGACAGUUGUGCCCAUACUUACAGUCAUGUAAAACUGAUAUUAGGGCGCAGUCACCUGUUGCUUGUCUGCCAUAUUCAUUUUUUCAUCAUCUCGUCAGUAGCAAACCAGUAAGCAGAAAUAUUUUGUUGCUUGAUAAUGCGCAAGGGGAUGAAAUUAGCAAUCCUCAGGCACUGAAAUAAAGUCUUUAUUUCAAAAUAAAAUGUUACAUAUCAAAAUGAUUGCCUUUAAUAAACGUUAUUAAGGAACAAGAUAUUUCACUUAUUGCUUUUUUGUUGUGACCACUUCAGUAGAACUUCUAACCUUAUGUCAGAUCUGUAUCAAAAAUCUGAAAUACUAUAGUUGAAGUUUGAUCUUCAUCUGUCUUCCAUUUUAAACUAUGAACAUUGAUCAGAAUAGUUCUUAUUAUUAUGAUUACAAGGAAGAGUAAGGCCUUCCCUAUAAAAAAUUUAGGGAAAAUUAAAUAAUUAAAAAAUCAUGAAAUUAUAUUUCAGUAGCUCAAUAAACUGUAUUAGUUUCAUUUCUAUACAGAUUGUAAGUAGUCACUUAGAGCUAAAGAAAGAAUGGAAGUGACUCUCUGUGCCAUCAUCAAAACACUCAUUUCAUAUUUCCCACAAAAGUUUUCUUACUUUUCACCAUGCAGCAGUGUGAGACAGAAACCGGCAGCAUAGAUUUAUUGCAUAUGGCAACUGGCUGCAUCACAUAUUUCCAUUGUGUUAUUCAUAGUAAAACAUGACUAUCAUGAGUGAGAAUUCUUCAGGAAACAUAAAUUAACAAGGUUAUAUGAAAAAUCUCUGUUGUAAGUACUUCCUUAUUUUGAAAUGACAAAUGAUCAUUGACUCACUUUAGUUAAGUGCUUAGCUUUGAUUAUCAGCAUUGAAGGCCAACUGCAUAUGUGAGUAUUAACAAAGGGAAAUUAGCCAUGUAAGAAGUAUUACAAAACAUUACUUUACUGGCUCAUCCUUAAAUUUAGUCAUAUUGACAGAAAUUGUUUGUACUCAGGGUGAGACACAAUAAUAAAUAUAAAUACUUAAAGUAAA